Zasmidium cellare ATCC 36951 is the source of this 579-nucleotide messenger RNA. RefSeq lists its product as uncharacterized. The record is from RefSeq and is a predicted model, not a curated record. Lineage: Eukaryota; Fungi; Ascomycota; Dothideomycetes; Mycosphaerellales; Mycosphaerellaceae. The coding region runs from base 1 to 579 and encodes 192 amino acids. The transcript has a single exon.
AUGGCUAGAAGGCACUCUGCAUCGAACGGUCCGGAUCAGAGCAGCAGCAACAAGAACAACUGUGGCCUAGUCCGCAAGAUGGAAGGCCCAGGACACCGACGACCGGCUGGCCAUGGGACCUAUGAUUCCGGCCUGCUUUCGCAACACAAGCAGGCCAAGCCCUUCGCAGCCUCGAUGCAUUACGCAUGUGAGAAUUUGGAACGGCAAGGCCUCGUGAGCACCAUCCGCCUGGAUCUGCUUUCUCGCAAGAAACCCCAUCAGCUUGUCCGCGCACACGCACCGCUUGGCCAACGCGCCAACCUUCAAAGUGGCAUGCUGUCGCGCGCGUGCCUGGCGAUCAUUACGUAUGAUUCCAGGGCAGAGCCUCAGCCCGCUGGCCGUCUUGCGGCUCAAAAUCGCACACAGCUUCCGGUAUGCAGGCGCGUGCGGUGCGACGGAUCAUCGAGUGGGACCCCUACGGCCGACCACUCCGGCCCGCUCGAACCAUCAUACCUCACAUACUCCGAGAGUGAUGAUGAGACAAAAGACAACUCCACUCUCUCGCACGGAAACCUCUUCUCGGUAAAUGUUCUUAUCUAG